Messenger RNA from Stylophora pistillata, 884 nucleotides. RefSeq lists its product as uncharacterized. The record is from RefSeq and is a predicted model, not a curated record. Lineage: Eukaryota; Metazoa; Cnidaria; Anthozoa; Scleractinia; Pocilloporidae.
AACACUACAGCAAUGGCGGACUUUAGUCGAAAGCGUACAGGAGGGAAAAGAUGUGUCGCUGGAGCACCAAAUAAGACGAGUUGUAGCAAUAAUUCAUACACACCUGGUAUAACGAUGCAUCAGUUCCCUUCUAAUCCAGAAAUAAGAUCGAAAUGGGUGAAAUUUGUCCAAGUACAUAGACCAGAAGACUUCAAGGAACCCGUGAAUAAACAUGCUUGCUUGUGCUCUGCACACUUCGAAGAUUCAUGUUUUACCCGAGAUCUUACUAUCGUUGAAAGCAUGAGCGAACAAAACUUGCGCCGAGUGUUAAUGAAGGGUUCAGUGCCAACGAGAGAUACGACAAAAGCUCCAACGACUCCGAUUUUAACUCAAAGGGAGAAAAGACAGAUAAAACGAGAUGUACUGAAAAGUCUUGACGUUUAUGAUCCCGUCAAUAAACGGAGAAAAGUUGUGGAGGAAGAAAUAUACUCAGAAGAAACGACAGAGAGUGUGGAAGGAAAUCAAAUAUCAGUUGAUAUGGCUACAUCGCCUACAAGCUCCACCGUAACAACAGUGAUGCCACACCCGCCAGAAACACCAAGAAACAGCCUUGUUAUUUCUCCAAGUAUGCCAACAACAAGUACACCAGCAACAAGUACAUCAACAACAAGCACACCUAGAUCGUGUAAAGAAUGCCUGAGAAGGUCGCAAAAUUGUAGAAAUCUCAGAAAAGCCAAUAUAAAGUUGAAACGAAAAGUUGCAGAACUAAGGCAUUUGACCAAAGAACUAAAAAGCGUAAGUAGUGACGCCCAAAAGUGGACCCUACAGAGAUUUAUACAAUGCCUUGAUUCUACUGUGUUUGGCUGGUGUGAUUCGUUUAAUAACUUUAUGUGACAUAUUGAUCU